CUCCCGAAUUGAAGGUACGAUUUUCAGUUGCAGUCCCUUAGGCAGAGAAGUCAGCAGCAUGAUCAAGCUCUGGCUUCUUCUUGGUUUUUUUAGUUUUUAUUUUCUUCUCGAAGCCAGCGCCAAUUCAACGCUGAUCAGCCCGAAAUGCAAGAUAUAUCCUCCUUGCUUUCGGGUGCAACACAAUGUGUGUCCAAAUUCGAAUAUUUCAUUCGUGCUCCAUAACAAUGAAACCCUAGGUGGACGUCAAUUAAAUCCAGCUAAUUCGCAGGAUUUUCCUGCCAAUACAAAAAGGAUGCUUACGGUGCUGCUACAUAGCUUCGCGAGUAAUUUGAAUACUGCACCCAUUCCUGACGUCCGAGCGCGGUUGCUGGCCAUUAGCACUAACAACAUCAUCUCCGUUGACUACUCGAAACUUGUCUUCUACCCCUGUUUUUCCGAAUCGGUGCAUAAUGCAGAUUUUGCGAGUGUAUGCAUUGCAGAGUACUUGGGAGUUCUAUUGCGUAAUAAGCUGGUGCUAUCGAAUGAAGUGCUUAUUAUUGGUUUCGGACUAGGCAUACAUGUGGGUGACUAUGUUGCUAAAAUGUUGUCAGAUACCGACCUUAAAGAGCGCAAGGAGUUUGCGAACCUUGAUCGCAGUUUGACUGCAAAAUCGUUUGCGAGCAAUGCUACGAAUAAGAAGCUCGAUAAUCAGGGUUUCUCGCUCAAGGACAUCAUGCUAAGCAUUAAGUAGAACAACAAUGCGAUUGAUAUUGAUAUUUUCAAAUGAAAAAAAUCGAAACUAACAA
Messenger RNA from Drosophila virilis, 785 nucleotides. RefSeq lists its product as uncharacterized. The record is from RefSeq and is a predicted model, not a curated record. Gene Ontology annotation, biological process: lipid catabolic process. NCBI's taxonomy places the organism in Eukaryota, Metazoa, Arthropoda, Insecta, Diptera, Drosophilidae. Gene Ontology annotation, molecular function: lipase activity.